AUGUUUAAUCCAGCUUACUAUGGCUUGGACAAUACUGGACCUGAAGCUCUCAGCUCUUACUUGUCUAGGUUAGUGCAAAACACAUUUGAGGAUCUGGAAGACAGUGGAUGCAUCAAGAUGAAUGAAGACAAUGUAGAGCCAACGAUGCUGGGUUCAAUAGCAUCCCAGUAUUAUCUUAGCUACAUGACUGUAUCAAUGUUUGGUUCAAGCAUAGGAUCAUAUACAUCGCUUGAAGUCGUCUUGCAUAUCCUAUCUGCUGCUUCUGAAUAUAAUGCAGUUCCUGUGCGGCCUAACGAGGCACACACUUGA
Messenger RNA from Prunus armeniaca (apricot), 309 nucleotides. The record is from the annotation of a GenBank genome assembly. NCBI's taxonomy places the organism in Eukaryota, Viridiplantae, Streptophyta, Magnoliopsida, Rosales, Rosaceae.